AUGCACCAGUCCUGUUGGUAUGAGACAGAAGGGCUGCCAAGUGACUGGGUGAUUGGAGUCAGUGAGAAUGGCUGGACCACUGACCAGCUGGGUGUGUACUGGCUGAAAGAGGUGUUCAACAAGGAGACCCUACCCCCUCAUGCCUCAGCUGGAUUUGAUCAAUUCUGCUCUGAGAAUCAGAUUAUUGCUCUCUAUAUGCCACCUCAUUCCUCCCAUCUUCUUCAGCCAUUGGAUGUUGGCUGCUUCUCCUCACUGAAAACAGCGUACGGACAACAGGUAGAGAACCAAAUGCGGCUUGGGAUCAACCAUAUUGAUAAGGAGGAGUUUCUGGCCCUAUAUCCUGCAGCUCAGAUACAGGCCCUGACUGAGAGCAACAUUAAGAGUGGUUUUAGAGCAGCUGGGCUGGUUCCGUACGAUCCUGAGCAGGUUCUCUCACGACUUAAUACAACAAUGCAUACCCCCACCCCACCUGGGACCUCUCAUAGCUCUCAGGCCUCCUGGGCCACUGCUACACCACAUAAUAUACACCAGCUAGAGCAGCAGACUAAGAAAGUUAAAGGAUAUAUUAAGCGCCCUCAAGAGGGUGCUUUAAGGGUUGAAGAAGGCUUGGAUCGCGUACGAAGGGUCAAUGAAUUGGAAGGAGGGGUGGUUGAGGCUGCUGGCUCUCAACCACGAAAACGUGCAGCACCACGGUGUAGUGAAGUGUUUCGCUUGCUUAACUAUGUGUUUCGCUCGCUUAUGGAUUACGUUAUAUGCGAGGUAGUUUCUAGUCGGGUCGAUCUUCAAGUCACCCUAAACACUUUUUCCUCCUCAAAAGUUUGGGCCAAGUUUCCGGUUGCCAGGAAAGUACCCACCGCUUUGGCAGAUUACGUUGAGAAGAAUUCACUUCAAGGACAGUUGAAGUAUUGCCUCUUUGUCGGGGCGUCUUCUGGGGCGGAGACGGAGAAUCGAUGGGCUAGGAAUAAUAUGAUUGAGAGGCGAGCGCCUCAUCAGGUCGGCAAGGAGAUCGCAAAAGGAAUCAAUAAUGGCAAUAUCAAUUUCUUCGAUAAACACCUGAGCAUGUUCCCCUCAGAUUUGGGUUUCUAUACGAAGGAUCGGCCAAAUAAUAAACUAGACGUUAUGAUUAUUGAGGCAUCAGCUAUCACGGAAGACGGGGGGAUUAUACCUGGGGCCUCAGUGGGGGCUUCUCCAGAGCUGGUUCAAAUGGCGGAGAAAAUAAUCAUCGAGGUCAAUACCGCGGCUCCUUCGUUCGAAGGCCUCCAUGACAUCACUAUGUGCGACAAGCCUCCACGGCGAAAACCAUAUCUGAUUAUGGCACCCGAAGACCGCAUCGGAACUACAUACAUCCCAGUUGAUCCCGAGAAGGUCGUUGCCAUUGUUGAAUCCGACUAUCCCGACCGGACCCAACCAAACGCCCCAGCGGACGCGGGAUCGCAUGCUAUUGCCAAACACAUCAUCGAAUUUCUCCAGCAUGAAGUGAAAAUGGGCCAUCUCCCCAACAACCUUCUCCCCAUCCAGUCCGGCAUUGGAAACAUUGCCAACGCUGUCAUCGGCAGUCUCAGCACCAGCGGCUCCAACUUCCGCAACCUGCGCGUGUGGACCGAGGUGCUUCAGGACUCUUUCCUCGACCUCUUCGACACCGGCCACUUGGACUUCGCCACUGCCACCUCCGUCCGAUUCUCUCCAGACGGCUUCAAGCGGUUCUAUGAUAACUGGGAACGCUACUUUGAUAAACUGCUCCUGCGCUCCCAGCAGGUGUCCAACUCCCCCUGA
Messenger RNA from Histoplasma mississippiense, 1773 nucleotides. Its product is annotated as acetyl-CoA hydrolase. The coding region runs from base 1 to 1773 and encodes 590 amino acids. The record is from RefSeq and is a predicted model, not a curated record. Gene Ontology annotation, biological process: acetate metabolic process. Lineage: Eukaryota; Fungi; Ascomycota; Eurotiomycetes; Onygenales; Ajellomycetaceae. Gene Ontology annotation, molecular function: acetyl-CoA hydrolase activity; nucleic acid binding; acetate CoA-transferase activity. Gene Ontology annotation, cellular component: mitochondrion. The transcript is spliced from 7 exons.